Molecule: messenger RNA, 1050 nt
Organism: Ornithorhynchus anatinus (platypus)
Lineage: Eukaryota; Metazoa; Chordata; Mammalia; Monotremata; Ornithorhynchidae
Product: vomeronasal 1 receptor ornAnaV1R3102
Exons: 1
Coding region: 1-1050 (349 amino acids)
Biological process (GO): G protein-coupled receptor signaling pathway
Cellular component (GO): membrane
Molecular function (GO): pheromone receptor activity
Source: RefSeq, marked inferred
AUGAACGCACGGGAGAUCUCGUUGGGAAUCGCGAUCGUGCUGCAGUUCGGCAUCGGGGUGUCCCAGAACGGAUUCCUCUUCCUUUUUUAUACCCUCACGUUCGCUUCCGGCCACAAGUUCAGCUCCGCCGACGCGAUCCUGGCCCACCUAGCCUUGGCCAACACCAUGGUCCUCCUCGCUCUCGGAGUCCCAGAGACCCUGUCGGCGUGGGGACGGAGGAACUUCCUGGACGACGUCGGAUGUAAAAUCCUCGUGUACCUGUACCGGGUGGCCCGGGGCCUGGCCAUCUGCACCACCUGCCUCCUGAGCGUCUUCCAGGCCGUCACCCUCAGCCCCGGCACCUCCCGGUGGGCCCGGAUCAAAGCCAGGUUACCCGGGUACGUCUUUCCCUCCUGCCUCCUGUCCUGGGCCCUCAGUCUGCUCCUAGAUUUUGAUACCCUGCUGUACGUGAAAGGCCCGGGGAACAACGACAGCGCUCGGCUCCUGCUGGACCUCAAAUACUGCACCGAAGUCAUCGCGGAAACCACCUUGGUCAUUUCGAUUUUGGUCUCCCUGCGCGACGUGUUCUUCGUGGGGCUGAUGAGCGUGGCCAGCGGCUACGUGGUGUUCGUCCUGCACGGGCACCACCGGCGGGUCCGGCGCCUCCGCGCGCCCGGACGCUCCCCCGGGGCGACGCCCGAGGUCCGGGCGGCCAAGAGGGUGGUCGCCCUGGCCGCCCUCUACGUCCUCCUCUACGGACGACAGACCAUCACGAUGAGCGUUUUGGUGAACUUGAGCGAAAAGUCACCUCUGCUGGUGAACGGUCACCUGGUUUUUUCCCUCACCUUCUCGGCCGUGAGUCCGUUCCUGAUGAUUCACAGCGACAGGAGAAUCGGGACCUUCUGGAAGAGGGGAUCUGCAGCUUCCCACGUGGAUCCCUCACGGCGUUCCGGGGAAGCCGCCUGCCUUCCUAACGUGAGUCCCAGUAGAAAGAGGGGACCAGACGUCCCCAUCUGGGUGAUGCCCUCUGUCUAUUCGUGGGGCUGGGUGACCAUUCAGCUUCCUUUGUGA